Molecule: messenger RNA, 2235 nt
Organism: Alosa sapidissima (American shad)
Lineage: Eukaryota; Metazoa; Chordata; Actinopteri; Clupeiformes; Clupeidae
Product: piggyBac transposable element-derived protein 4-like
Exons: 3
Coding region: 106-1995 (629 amino acids)
Source: RefSeq, a predicted model, not a curated record
UUGAAAUGUCACUCUGCCUGCUGCAUCUGGAGGAGCAACGCUGCCUGUCAUCAUACAUCAUACAUCUUAACGUCGUUUGAAGGACAAACUGGUGGAUCAACUGAGAUGGAGGGAGAGAAGAGCCAGUACGCACAGUUGUUGGGGUCACUCAGGGGAAGGCGACAACUGACCGCUGAGGAGCUCCAGGUCAUCGGGGAGCAUCACCUCGAAGAUCAUGAAGGGAUGGACAUCGAAGAGGAGGAGUACCUGGAUAGCCAGCUACUGGGUGAUGAGGACGAGGACGAUGUGGAGGAAGAGGAGGAGAGUGAUCUCCCGUCAUCCUCAGCUGGCCAUUCCCUGACAGGUCCCAUGUCAGGUAGAAAGCGUAGACGCUUCUCUGACACCGUGUCCUAUCCCUCUUACACCGACACAGACACAGGGACGCCAACCGCUGUUGCAUUUACACCCCGUCGUCCGUUAGGCUUAGAUGUAGGAAGUGUGCAGCGAGCUGUACAGACAGCCACAAAAACAUUGCGUGAAGUUGAUUUUUUUAUGAUGUUCUUCACCUCUGCCAUCGUCGCUGAUAUCUGCGGUUUUACAAACCUUAAAGGGUGGGAACUCAUUAUGAGUAGUCCGUCAUAUGCCAACCGUAAAGGGGGCUGGGAUGAAGUGACUCCAGAUGAACUUUACAGGUUUCUGGGGCUCCUGAUUUACAUGGGACUCACUUCUCUCCCUGAUGUUGGGAGAUAUUGGGGAACCAAGUCUCUUCAGGGUUCAUGGGCCAAAAUGUUUAUGUCGCGGAAUCGUUUCAAGGCUUUGUUAGCAGCUCUGCAUGUUGUAGAUCCAACAACCGAAAACAAUAGUGAUCGUCUUAGGAAAUUGCGUUAUUUAAUGGACCACCUCAAAGCUAAAUGUCAGCAACUUUAUCAGGCCGGCAAACAUCUUAGUGUAGAUGAACGCAUGGUAAAAUCAAAAGGUAGAUCCGGAUUCAAACAGUACAUGAAGGGAAAGCCAACACCCUGGGGUUUCAAAUUGUGGGUUAUUGCGACAUCCGAUUCAGGCUAUACUUUAGAUUUUAAUGUUUACACAGGUAGUCGUGAUGGGCGUGUAACCGAUUUGGCGUCUAAAGUUGUCGAAGAGCUGGUUCAACCGUUUAAAGGCAUGGGUCACACAGUUUGGUUCGAUAAUUUCUAUACAUCCCCAGCUCUUAUGAUCAAGCUUAGGGGUUGGGGGCUAAAUGCUUGUGGUACUUGUAGGGUUAAUCGCAAGCGAUUUCCAGACCAUUUUAAAAAUAUAAAGUUAUGGAAUAGAACGUCAAAACGUGGGGACAUGAGGUGGGAUAGGAUAGAGGGAGAUGUAUUAGUGGUUCAGUGGAAGGACACACGUGUAGUCUCGUGCCUGUCCAAUUUCCACAAUGCUAAUGAUUACACAGAGGUCGAAAGAUUAGUAAGAAAGGAUACAGUUUGGAACAAAGUAGCAGUUCGCCAACCUGCCAUAAUUAGUGAUUACAAUCAACACAUGGGCGGUGUUGAUAGGUCAGAUCAAAUGAUAAAUGCAUAUAGCGUACUUCGUAAAACACAGAAGUGGUGGAAAACACUUUUCUUCCAUUUUGUUGACAUUGCUGUUGUCAAUAGUUUCCUAUUAUUUCAGGAUUGGCAACGUUCUAAUGCAACAUCAGGACAUACCUUAGAAAGGUAUAGUCAGAUAAAUUUUAGGGAAAAUCUAGCUCGUCAGCUGGCAGGGAUUCAUGUAGAUGCAUUGCUGCAGUCACAGUCUUCAGCAGCUCAAACCGCUUAUGAUUCACCGUCGUCGUCGUCAUUUCAUGUGGCUCAUGCUACUGUUUUUGAGGAGUCACGAAAAAACUGUUGCGUAUGUUACAAAAAAUGUAGGAUAGAGAGGAAAACUAAAAUAGGUUGCAAUGCCCCAGAGUGUAAUGGUAAAAGAUUUUGUUUUGUUAGCGAGCGGAAUUGUUUUUUGGAGUAUCAUUCGGCUGAAGGCGAUACAUUUCGAGAUUAGGUCUCUUGUGUCUACUGUCAUAGCACACCCAACCCCCUCUGUGUGUCUGUGUGUCUCUCUGUCUAUUCAGGCUACUGGCCUGAUCCUGUUGUACAUAGUUCUUUGUGAUUCAUAACUUCUUUCUCCACAGUUUUGUUGUUCUCUGUUCAUGGGUUCAAAUGUAAUAUAAUCUAAUUACAUAUUUUGUAUACAAGUGUUGUCAAGUGUAUUCAAUUACUUGUAAAGUUUUAAAUGUUAAUG